Pieris rapae (cabbage white) is the source of this 4235-nucleotide messenger RNA. RefSeq names its product lactoylglutathione lyase (gene Glo1). The coding region runs from base 112 to 642 and encodes 176 amino acids. Lineage: Eukaryota; Metazoa; Arthropoda; Insecta; Lepidoptera; Pieridae. Gene Ontology annotation, molecular function: lactoylglutathione lyase activity; metal ion binding. The record is from RefSeq and is a predicted model, not a curated record. The transcript has 7 exons.
CCUAUCUUUCGCUUCACUGAGUAAGUAGUUCGAUCAUUAAUUUAUUAACAGAUUUUACUUGGAAUAGACCACAAUUUAUUAAUAACGUGUACACCUUAAAAUAUCUGAACCAUGGCGAACCAGGGACUUUCACCCCAAGAAAUCGAGGCGUUAUGUAAAACUCCAAAUCCUGCUACAAAGGAGUUUAUUUUUCAACAAACCAUGUACCGCAUCAAGGACCCACGAAAGUCUAUACCAUUCUACACUGGAGUACUUGGUAUGACCUUAUUAAAACAGCUUCAUUUUCCAGAAAUGAAGUUCUCGUUAUUCUUCAUGGGAUAUGAAAACUCCAAUGAAAUACCAUUAGAUGAAAAAGAAAGGACUUCUUGGGCUAUGUCAAGAAAAGCCACUUUGGAGCUAACAUACAAUUGGGGCACUGAGAAUAAUGAUUCUAACUAUCACAAUGGUAACUCAGAUCCUCGUGGGUUUGGACAUAUUGGAAUCAUGGUCCCCGAUGUUGAUGCUGCUUGCGCUAGAUUUGAAGAGCAAAAUGUGAAGUUCAUUAAAAAACCCCAGGAUGGCAAAAUGAAGGGUUUGGCCUUCAUUCAGGAUCCGGAUGGCUACUGGAUCGAGAUUUUCAAUGCUAAUUGUGUUAGCCAGUAACAUACGAGUUGUGAAAAGAUACAAAUAAUUUUUGUUUUAACACUAUGAGACCCUUUAUCACAUAAGUGCAGUAACAUAUAAGGAAAGUACUGUACUCUAGACAGAGAUGCUCAUGUACAUAAUAAGUUAUAUCAAAAUGUCAAACUUGACAUUUUGAUUGAGCUUUUAAUCAUUAUCUAUUAUUGACAAUACUGUAAAGUAUUAGAUUUUACAAAUAAAUGAAUUAUUUGUAUCUUGGUAUGGUCAAGAUGCUUAUUGUGAGCCAAUGAUAAAUAGAGUGUCAGAUAUUAAGUUUAUACAUGUGUUAUAAACACUUGAUUUUAUAAAUAGCUGUAACUUCAAAAAAACGUAACGAAAAUAAAAUAUUUUAUGUAAAAUUUGCACAUUUAUAACAUGUCUCUAAUAUAAAACUUGUUGAUUAUCAUGCUGUGUUUUAAUUCAAGGACCCAGCAGUUCGAAACUAUUUUAGAAUUUAAGAAAGAUAGAGCAAAAUAACAUAAACAGAUAAUAGAUUAAGUUUGUGGAGGAACCAUGUUAUUUCGUUACGGUAAGCAAUCGCUAGAUGGUGCCAGCAAAUCACCCUUUCCACAACCCAUCAUCAAUUCAUUCAAAAACCCGAUACAGCAGUUUUAGUGUGAUUCAGAAAGAUUAACUCUGUAUCUUCAUUAUAUGAAAUAAUGCAUUUUUCGACACCAGUAGCCGCCAAUUAGUUUAAUUUAAUUCGACUCAGUCAAACUAAUUGUUGUAAUUGUUAAGUGUGGCUAAUUUUUGUAUUUAAUUGUUUGUAUAAAGCAAAAUCUGCAGUUUUGUGACUCUUACAAACAUAUACCUACGUCCCACUGUAUAGAAUUUAACAAUAUAAUAAAUUGUAAUUGGCUGAAAAUUCUGUUUAUUCUAAAUUAUACGGCAAUUUAGUUUAAACGUCCAUGUCAUGAUUUUUCAUGAUUUUUCACAGUACGUGUGACAGACUAUAUAUUUGUUCUAGUAUCAGAUCAAUUUGUUGUUGUAAAGAUGAAGUCGUUGUGCUACGUACUCGCUAUAAACGUAGUUUUGAGUGCCGCUAAUCCUUUGGAUGCAAGAAACGCCAGUGAUGAAUCUCAAACACAAUCCAGAAAAGUAAAGCACACGAUUUCAAGAAUUUUCAGCGUACCUAACAACCAGGCGAGAACAGUUCACGAUGGUGGAUACUAUGAUCAGCUGAUGAAAAUGUUAACAAGCGAAUCUGUGGGAACAUCGAAAUUGGAAGAUAAAGACAAAACUAGUACAGAUUUUACUUUACUCCAUACAAUAAAAGGUGUAUAUCCUGAGUCUGAAUCGCAAAAUGAAAUACAUUUACAAACAAACAAAAAUAUACAGACCGACGGUGCUGUACGUAUACUUGGAACUAAAGAAAGAGAAUUAAAUGCAGAUAUAUUAAAUGAAAUUAUACAGAACCUUACGGCUUCAAAUGGCGGUAAACAAAUUCGAAAUGGAAAAUUAGUCAUUUACUACGACGAAAACGAAAAUCCCAGCCAAAAUGUAAUUGAAAAAAACGAAAACGUUGGAAAUUCGAGAUUGAAAUUUGCAAAUAUAAUUCGUAUUGAAGAAGCAAUACACAAUUUAUUUAUACAGUAUAAAGUGCCUGAAAAUAUAUAUUAUGCCAUAAAAGCACAAAAUGUUGAUGCAAAAGACCGCAUUAAAAAUCUUAUUAUUGCAUUUGUCAAAUUCAUAGCCAGCGAAGGACAAGUAAAUUCGGAUAUAAUAAACAAAGUAAAGAUUUUGAUUUCUGAUGAUAAUAUAGAUAUAGAUCUGGGGAAACUGCUUAUGACAUCGGACGCUAACGUUGGUGUUAUCAAUCUUGACACUGACCCACCAACAAAUGCAGUUUCAGAUGUCAUAAAGAAUAUUUUUGAUGGUUCAGAUAAAGUUGAUAGUGAAAAGAACGAACAGAUAUCCGAUGUAACAAGAAGUUUAGAUUUUGCUGUGAUAAAUGAACUUGAGCCCAGUAAGGAAACACCCACCGUAAACUUGUCAGUAAAUGCAAAAGUUUUUACCGAUCCAACAGUAACGUCUACAUCGUUAAACAAUUUAAGAGACAUUGUACACAAAGACAAUUCACAAGAAAUUAUAACAACUAUAGAAGGAAAUAGUAAUUUAUUAAUUCCCUCUAAAGUUUACACAAAAGAAAGUGUAAAUCCAGUGGUCUCAAAUGUUACUGCUAAGAAAAAUAUCCAUGAAGCAAAAAAAAACACAUCUGACAGCAUACUCGGGACAAUUAUCGAUUAUAACUUAGCAAAGUCUAAGCAACAGACAGAAAGAGACAAUCGAAAUCUUUUAAACCCAGUAGGGCUUCAAGUUGUUAAAGGUUCUAUAACCGGCAAUAUUAAAGACAUGACAAAGAGCAAAGAUAUCUUAAAUCAAAAGAGGACACAGCUUCAUAGUUUAAGAACGAAGUUAGACUUUGAAACUUUAAAAAGGAUUUUAAACGAUGUUAUGGGUGAUAGCAUUCCAUAUUUACAACAAGUAGAUCCAAAUGUUCCUGUAUUCUCAAAUAUACCUGUAGAAGAAUACUUAAAUCAUAAUAACGGAAAGCCAUUCCUAAUUUACGUUGUAUUUCCAGAAUCAGAAAAAUCUAAAAUGUCUGACCCUGUAUACCACGAUACAUUUAUCCCCACUGAAAAAGAUAAUUUUUAUGUAGUAGAUGAUGAUAUUAAAGCUAUUUUAACAAAUUAUUUCAAAAAUUCCAAUACGACACCUGAAUUAUCUGGAGAAAAUGAUUCAAAUUCUAUUUUACAUGUAAUCAAAGACGAAAUCGCUAAUAAGGAAGUAGAACAAGACAUUAAGGAUACCAAGCAACGUAUACCCGAUAAAUUAUCGCCAGACACAAUUAUUGAUAUAAUAGCCAAAAUCAAAAACUCAAUUGGAAGACAUCGCCAAAAUAAAAUGCAACAUUCUGAAAAUACCGAAAAGGAAUUGAUGGAUUAUAUUAUUAAAAAAAUCUAUGACUCUAAAGUGGGUAAAAAUAAAUUAAAUAACGAAGAUAAUCUCCUCGAUAUUAUAGAAACGAUAACUCAUGGAACUGCCACUGAUCAGCAGAAGAAAGAAAAUGACAUUUAUAAGCAAUUACUUAUUCUAUUUCCAAAUAUUGGCCACGGUAUUAUUCGAAAGGGCAUAAAAACGGAUAGAUUAGAUAAAUUAAAAGAAUUGCUUUUGCAGCUAAAACAUUCGCCCAAUGACGACAACACUAGAAGUAUAACAGAAGAUCCAAAUUUCUUUAAAAAAUAUUUGCAGGCAAUAUUGAAUCACAAAAGUGCAAACGAUAUUGAUAUAACAAGUGAACAAGAAAGAUAUCUUAAUUUGGCAGAAGAACUUAUAGAACGAAUGAAAUAUCUUCAGAUGGAAUUAGAAAAAAGAAAUAUCUCUCGUCAGACACAAAGAGAGCUUAUUAAAAAAGAAGUUCAAGAAGAACUUUUGAAAAUCAACACAGAUAGUAUUGAAUCCUGUGUUAAAAGAGCAAACAAAUUAGUAGAAUUAAGUAUUGAAAAAGUACUUCAGAAGAGUAUAUUAUAAUUCUAUUCUGUUUUAACCUAAAAUAACAGAGUCAAAUCCUUUUA